Messenger RNA from Puntigrus tetrazona (Sumatra barb), 1530 nucleotides. It is a transcript of the gene actr6, whose product is annotated as actin related protein 6. Gene Ontology annotation, molecular function: nucleosome binding. The transcript has 11 exons. Gene Ontology annotation, cellular component: Swr1 complex. NCBI's taxonomy places the organism in Eukaryota, Metazoa, Chordata, Actinopteri, Cypriniformes, Cyprinidae. The coding region runs from base 118 to 1308 and encodes 396 amino acids. The record is from RefSeq and is a predicted model, not a curated record.
AUCUGAAGCGCCGAAGAAGACACUCAGAGCGGCAUGUUCAUUUAAUCGAAUCUUUAUUGAACUGUAAAUUAAAAAUGCAAUUUGUUUGAUCAAUUUAUCUCAACUUGUGAUGUAAAAAUGUCAACGCUCGUGUUGGACAGUGGUGCGUACUUCGCUAAAAUCGGGUACAGUCAUGAGAAAGUCAGCGUUAUCCCAAAUUGCCAAUUCCGUUCGAAGACCUCCAGACUGAAAACGUUCACUGCUAAUCAGUUGGAUGAAAUCAAAGACCCCUCUGGACUCUUCUUCAUCCUUCCCUUUCAAAAGGGGUAUCUCGUAAACUGGGACGUGCAGCGCAAAGUCUGGGAUCAUUUGUUUGGGAAAGAGAUGUUUAAGGUGGACUUUCCAGAUACCAACAUCGUGAUAACAGAACCUUACUUCAACUUCAGCUCGAUUCAAGAAUCCAUGAAUGAGAUUUUAUUUGAAGAAUAUCAGUUCCAGUCGGCGCUCAGAAUCAACGCUGGAUCUUUGAGUGCUCAUCGAUACUUUCAUGAGAAUAACUCCGAGCUGUGUUGUAUUGUGGUGGACAGCGGCUUCUCCUUCACGCACAUUGUUCCUUAUUGCAGGGGAAGAAAAAUGAAAGAGGGCAUUUGCAGGGUAAAUGUGGGAGGGAAGCUGCUCACCAACCAUUUGAAGGAGAUCAUUUCAUACAGGCAGCUGCACGUGAUGGAUGAGACUUACGUGAUCAAUCAGGUCAAGGAAGAUGUGUGUUAUGUGUCACAGGAUUUCUACAAAGAUAUGGAGAUUGCACAAUUGAAAGGAGAAGAUAAUACAGUUAUGAGAGACUAUGUGCUGCCAGAUUUCAGCUCUAUCAAAAAGGGCUUUUGCAAGCCUAGAGAAGAGAUGAAUUUUACUGGCAAAUAUAAAACUGGGGAGCAGAUUUUGCGGCUCACCAAUGAGAGGUUUGCAGUGCCAGAGAUGCUCUUUCACCCCUCUGACAUUGGCAUACAGGAGAUGGGCAUACCUGAGGCUUUAGUCAACUCCAUCAACAACAUGCCAGAAGAGAUGCAGCCCCACUUCUACAAGAACAUUGUCCUUACUGGCGGAAACACCUUGUUCCCCGGAUACAGAGAUCGGGUGUACAGAGAAGUCCGGGCGCUCGCUCCUGUAGAAUAUGACGUUUCGGUUGUUCAGCCACAGAAUCCUAUAUGCUACCCGUGGGAAGGAGGAAAGUUAUUGGCCGAAAACCCUGACUUUGAAGAGAUGGUGGUCACUCGGGAGGAUUAUGAGGAAAAUGGACACUAUGUAUGCGAGGAGAAGUUUGAUAUUUGACCGUCACGUGAAUUGUCAGCCAUUUUGUACAGAAAAUUGGAAGGCUGUAUGUAUGUGUUGUAUGAAAACUAAGCUGCACAUUGGCAUACUGUACAUUGCACUCAAUAUUACUCAAAUCAACAUGCCUUUUUAAAAAAAAAAAAAAAAAACUUUUUGUAUGUGUAUAUAUAUAUAUAUUAUUGAUGUGAACUGGAGAAUAAAAUACUUUUUUCUUUUUUUUUC